Xenia sp. Carnegie-2017 is the source of this 1381-nucleotide messenger RNA. Its product is annotated as nephrocystin-3-like. The record is from RefSeq and is a predicted model, not a curated record. Gene Ontology annotation, molecular function: protein binding. The coding region runs from base 152 to 1381 and encodes 409 amino acids. Gene Ontology annotation, cellular component: kinesin complex. Lineage: Eukaryota; Metazoa; Cnidaria; Anthozoa; Malacalcyonacea; Xeniidae. The transcript is spliced from 3 exons.
UGAUCCCAAACACUCAAAGGAAGAUAUAUGUCUUUGUUUAAAGGACUGCUCAUUGUUCUUGCAUUCAGAAAAUAAUGACAUUAGUCUACAUCGCAUUGUUCACAAAGCAAUUAUUGUUUAUCAAUCUGAACAUUCAAAUGAAGAACAUGAAAUGGAAAGUAACGUUGAUCAAAUAUCUAAAGCACUUUACAUGUUUAAAGAGAGAGACGACGAAAUCAAAUUAAUGCCACAUCUUGAAAAAAUUGUUCAAUUAUUAAAGACCAACAAGACAAAAAUCAACAUGAACACUUUACAAGUUUUCCAAUAUUUUGUUGACAGAUUAAGACAUUUUGGAAAAUACGAUCUUGCUCUUGAACUAUUGGAUAAAUUUAAAUCAGAAGAAUCUAGUUAUGACAAAGCUUGGUAUUAUAAUAUCCUCGGUGUUUUAUACCAUGACACCGGGAAAUAUAGCAAAGCUAAAAAUCAUCAUGAAAAGGCUCUGGAAACUCGAAAACAAUUGUUAGGUUUAAAUCAUGUUGAUGUCGCUGCGUCUUUAAACAAUCUUGGUGUGGUGUUUGAAAGAACUGGAAACUACCACAAAGCUAUAGAGCUUCAUGAAAAAGCUUUGGGUAUUGUGUAUUAUAAAACUGGAAACUACGACAAAGCUAUAGAGUUACACGAAAAAGCUCUGGAAAUUCAAAAACAAUCGUUAGGUCCAAAUCAUGUUCAUGUGGCUGUGUCUUUAAACAGUCUUGGUAUUGUGUAUUCUAAAACUGGAAACUACGACAAAGCUAUAGAGUUUCACGAAAAAGCUCUGGAAAUUCAAAAACAAUCGUUAGGUCCAAAUCAUGUUCAUGUGGCUGUGUCUUUAAACAGUCUUGGUAUUGUGUAUUCUAAAACUGGAAACUACGACAAAGCUAUAGAGUUACACGAAAAAGCUCUGGAAAUUCAAAAACAAUCGUCAGGUCCAAAUCAUGUUGAUGUCGCUAUGCCUUUAAACAAUCUUGGUAUUGUGUAUUCUAAAACUGGAAACUACGACAAAGCUAUAGAGUUACACGAAAAAGCUCUGGAAAUUCAAAAACAAUCGUUAGGUCCAAAUCAUGUUCAUGUGGCUGUGUCUUUAAACAGUCUUGGUAUUGUGUAUUCUAAAACUGGAAACUACGACAAAGCUAUAGAGUUACACGAAAAAGCUCUGGAAAUUCGAAAACAAUCGUUAGGUCCAAAUCAUGUUGAUGUCGCUGGGUCUUUAAACAAUCUUGGUAUUGUGUAUUCUAAAACUGGAAACUACGACAAAGCUAUAGAGUUACACGAAAAAGCUCUGGAAAUUCAAAAACAAUCGUUAGGUCCAAAUCAUGUUCAUGUGGCUGUGUCUUUAAACAAUCUUGCCCAGGAAUCAUCGUAA